Molecule: messenger RNA, 1038 nt
Organism: Ilex paraguariensis (yerba mate)
Lineage: Eukaryota; Viridiplantae; Streptophyta; Magnoliopsida; Aquifoliales; Aquifoliaceae
Source: the annotation of a GenBank genome assembly
AUGGCGAAGUUAUCACAGCAAAACCAGAAGAGAAAUGCAAAUGAUAGUAACAGUAAUGCCUAUCCAUUGAAGAAGGUGAAACGAACGAGGAAAACUGUUCCCAGAGACUCCCCUCCUCAACGUAGCUCGAUUUAUAGAGGGGUCACAAGGCACCGGUGGACAGGUAGAUAUGAAGCACAUUUGUGGGAUAAGAAUUGCUGGAAUGAAUCACAGAACAAGAAAGGCAGACAAGGUGCCUACAAUGACGAAGACGCGGCUGCACAUGCCUAUGAUUUGGCUGCAUUAAAAUACUGGGGUCAAGAUACAAUACUGAAUUUUCCGCUCUCCACAUACCUGAACGAGCUGAAAGAAAUGGAGGGUCAGUCCAGAGAAGAAUAUAUUGGAUCUCUCAGAAGGAAAAGCAACGGUUUCUCUCGAGGAGUGUCAAAGUAUAGAGGAGUUGCAAGACAUCAUCACAAUGGAAGAUGGGAAGCUCGGAUUGGAAGAGUUUUCGGCAAUAAGUACCUUUAUCUUGGGACAUAUGCUACCCAAGAAGAGGCUGCAGUUGCAUACGACAUGGCAGCCAUAGAGUACCGUGGACUUAACGCCGUCACCAACUUUGAUCUUAGCCGUUACAUAAAAUGGCUAAAACCUACCAACAACAAUACCGUUGAGCCAAUCCCUAAUGUUAACACUGAUUCCACACCAACCCCUAAUCAUGACCUUGGAUCACUAAACUCCCUCCUCCACCACCAACCACCAUCAAACACCGUCGGCGAUGUCACUCUAAAUCAGUCAAGGCCAACAACAGCCACUUCGGCCCUCGGACUUCUACUUCAAUCAUCAAAGUUCAAGGAAAUGAUGGAGAUGACCACCACGGCCGAAUGUUCUUCAACAGAACCAUUGGAAUUUUAUCAACCACAAUGUAGCUUCCCUAGUGAUAUCCAAACAUUCUUCGAGUCUCAGGACUUCACUAGCUAUGUUGAAGGAGAUGAUGCUAUCUUUGGGGAGCUUAACGCAUUCAUGCAACCUAUGUUGCAAAAUGUCUUUGACUCCUAG